AUGGAUGAUCAUCAUUAUUCUCAUAUAGGCAAAGCUGCUUUUGCAAGAUUCGGUGACAAUGAUAAAGUCAAAGGUGUAGUCACUUUUGUUGAAUCGUUUGACGCUGGCAGUAGUAAUCGACGCCUAGUUAUAACUGCAGUGUUCUCCAAGGGUUUUGUGAGCUCGAGUAUUAGUGAUUAUAAAUUUCUCAUUGAAGGCGGUGGUAAUCUGAAUGAUAUUUUUUCAAACUUGGUAAUUGAUCCUCCUAGAGCCAAAAUUUUUGACUGCACUUUUAUUAUCAAUGGGCCUAAAGUUAAAGAUCUCAUUGGAAAGCAAUUCGUUAUUAAGUUAAACAAUAAACAAAUUGGCCGUGAUAAAAUUUCAGCUAUUUAA
This is a messenger RNA of Entrophospora sp. SA101, 372 nucleotides long. The record is from the annotation of a GenBank genome assembly. NCBI's taxonomy places the organism in Eukaryota, Fungi, Glomeromycota, Glomeromycetes, Entrophosporales, Entrophosporaceae.